Molecule: messenger RNA, 2080 nt
Organism: Cariama cristata (Red-legged seriema)
Lineage: Eukaryota; Metazoa; Chordata; Aves; Cariamiformes; Cariamidae
Gene: JAKMIP3
Product: Janus kinase and microtubule interacting protein 3
Exons: 15
Molecular function (GO): microtubule binding; kinase binding
Source: RefSeq, a predicted model, not a curated record
AUGUCCAAGAAGGGCACCAGCAGCCGAGCUAGGGGGGAGAAGCCGGACACCUUGGCCGCCUUGCAGGCUGCCAAUGAAGAGCUCAGGGCCAAGCUCACCGACAUCCAGAUAGAGCUCCAGCAAGAAAAGAGUAAGGUCAGCAAGUUGGAAAGAGAGAAAAAUCAGGAAGUUAAACAGAUCAAAGAGCACGAACAGCAUAAAAGUACAGUGGUGGUAACGGAGCUCAAAGUCAAACUUCAUGAAGAGAAAAUGAAGGAGCUCCAAGCUGUUCGAGAAGCACUUUUGAGACAGCAUGAAGCUGAACUACUUAGAGUAAUAAAAAUUAAAGAUAAUGAAAUCCAGAGACUACAGACCCUUCUCAAUGCUGUGCGCGAUGGGGCUCCUGACAAGGUGAAAACGGUGCUGCUCACAGAGGCGAAGGAGGAGGCCAAGAAGGGGUUUGAAGUUGAGAAAAUAAAAAUGCAGCAAGAAAUUUCAGAGCUGAAAGGGGCUAAGAAACAAGUGGAAGAGGCUUUAACAAUGGUCAUCCAAGCUGACAAAAUUAAAGCAGCGGAGAUAAGGAGUGUGUAUCACCUGCAUCAAGAGGAAAUCAGCAGAAUUAAGAGGGAGUGUGAGAGAGAAAUUCGUAGACUGAUGGAGGAGAUUAAGUUUAAAGACAGAGCAGUCUACGUGCUGGAGAGAGAGUUAGGGGUUCAAGCCGGGCAUGCUCAGAGACUGCAGCUCCAAAAGGAGGCUUUAGAUGAACAACUUUCCCAGAUCAAAGAGUCUGAUCGGCAUCUGAGCAGCCCCAAGCGGGAACUUCCUUAUGCAAGUGGUGCAGGAGACGCUUCAGAUCAUUCGGGAAGCCCCGAACAGCAGUUGGAUGAAAAGGAUGCCCGGCGUUUCCAACUUAAAAUCGCUGAGCUGAGUGCCAUCAUCAGGAAGCUGGAGGACCGGAAUGCGCUGCUGUCAGAGGAGAGAAACGAGCUGUUAAAACGUCUUAGAGAAGCUGAAAGUCAGUAUAAGCCCAUUUUGGACAAAAAUAAACGCCUUAGUAGGAAGAAUGAAGAAUUGUCACAUGCCUUACGUCGAAUGGAAAAUAAAUUAAAAUUUGUAACACAAGAAAAUAUAGCAAUGAGGCAAAGAGCUGGAACAAUAAGGAGACCAAGCUCUUUAAAUGACCUUGACCACAGCCAGGAAGAAAGAGAAGUUGAUUUCCUGAGACUACAAGUUAUUGAACAGCAAAAUAUCAUUGAUGAACUCUCCAAGACACUGGAAACUGCUGGCUAUGUGAAGAGUGUCAUGGAACGUGAUAAGCUAUUAAGGUAUAGGAAGCAAAGGAAAAAAAUGACAAGAAUUCCUAAGAAGCCGGUUGUGGAGACGUUUUUUGGCUACGAUGAAGAAGCUUCCUUGGAGUCUGAUGGUUCCUCUAUCUCGUAUCAAACUGACCGGACGGAUCAAACUCCUUGCACUCCUGAAGAUGACUUGGAAGAGGGCAUGGCCAAGGAAGAGACAGAGCUGCGGUUUCGACAGCUGACGAUGGAGUACCAGGCUCUGCAACGAGCAUACGCCCUAUUGCAAGAACAGGUCGGAGGAACAUUGGAUGCAGAACGAGAAGUUAAGACCCGUGAGCAGCUCCAAGCAGAAAUACACCGAUCUCAGGCUCAGAUAGAAGACCUGGAGAAGGCCCUUGCUGAGCAGGGCCAGGACAUGAAGUGGAUUGAGGAGAAGCAAGCAUUGUAUAGAAGAAAUCAAGAACUGGUAGAAAAGAUAAAACAAAUGGAAGCUGAGGAAGCUCGCUUAAAACACGAUGUCCAGGACGUUAAGGAUCAAAAUGAGCUCCUGGAAUUCAGGAUCUUGGAGCUUGAAGAGAGAGAAAGACGAUCGCCUGCCAUCAACUUCCACCAUGGUCCUUUUACAGAGGGGAAAAGCCCUCUCCAAGUCUACUGCGAGGCAGAAGGUGUAACAGACAUAGUAGUAGCAGAGCUGAUGAAAAAAUUGGACAUUUUAGGGGAUAACGCCGUAAGUGUAUGUUCCUUUAAUAAAUUGUGCAUGCUUUGGAAAAUAUUUGUCCUCACAUUAAGUUAUCAAAGCCUUCUUG